Messenger RNA from Drosophila busckii, 1827 nucleotides. Its product is annotated as STAM-binding protein-like A. Gene Ontology annotation, molecular function: metal-dependent deubiquitinase activity; K63-linked deubiquitinase activity; protein binding. Gene Ontology annotation, biological process: protein K63-linked deubiquitination. The coding region runs from base 1 to 1263 and encodes 420 amino acids. The record is from RefSeq and is a predicted model, not a curated record. Gene Ontology annotation, cellular component: endosome; membrane. NCBI's taxonomy places the organism in Eukaryota, Metazoa, Arthropoda, Insecta, Diptera, Drosophilidae. The transcript has 5 exons.
AUGUCGAAGGCCGUAAACAACAUGAGCAUGGGCAUUGUGGAGCCGCAACAGCGCAUGAAGCAUCUAACGCAAUAUGGCAAUCUUAUCGAGGUGGAUAAAAAUAUGCAAAUUACGCGCUACUAUCGCUCUGGCACUGAGAUGCUGCGCAUGGCGAACGUUUACCAGAAUGAGGGCAACCACGAAAACGCCUUCAUACUGUACAUGCGAUACAUGACACUGUUUAUCGAGAAGAUACGUCAGCAUCCCGACUAUGGCAGCAUCAAGGCUGACGUGAAGGCCAUAACCAAGCGCAUCAAGGACGAAAUCUUGCCCACAACAGAAAAGCUGCGCGCCAAGCUUUUGUCUCACUACCAACGCGAAUACGAACAGUUUCUUGCUAGCAAGGAGGCGGAGCGUGUGCGCGAGUUGCAGCGGGAACAGGCCAACAGGCAGGCGGCGGCAGCUGCUGCUGCCAAUGCGAUUCCUUCGCUUAUACCCGCCAACUUACAUGUGCAAAUCGAUGCAAACAAUCAGCCAACAGCACCAGAUCUCAGUUUACUCGACCAGGUGGUCUAUCCCAAUGAUUUUCCCACGGGCGCCAAUCGUACGAAUUUACCCAGCUCAGGGCUGCUACUGCCAAAUGCAGCAGCCGCUGACGCUGCUACCAAUGACAAGACAGCCAAUGCAGCAUCGAAGCCCGCCUUUGAUCGCAACCAAAAGCCGCAAUACAGUCGCGCCGAUUCCUUACUAGCUGGCUCCUUGCGCACUGUCAACGUACCUGGUGACACCAUGGAAGUGUUUUUGAAACUGGCCUAUAACAACACUAGCAAAAAUAUUGAGACUUGUGGCGUGCUGGCUGGACAUUUGGCUCAUAACGAGCUCAACAUUACCCAUAUAAUAACGCCGCAGCAAUCUGGCACGCCCGACAGCUGCAACACCAUGCAUGAGGAGGAGAUCUUUGAUGUGCAAGAUCAGCUGCAGCUCGUCACUCUAGGCUGGAUACAUACUCAUCCGACGCAAACAGCGUUUCUAUCAUCUGUGGAUUUGCACACACAUUGCUCGUAUCAAAUCAUGAUGCCCGAGGCAAUUGCAAUUGUGUGUGCUCCCAAGUACAAUACUACUGGUUUCUUUAUACUAACGCCGCAUUACGGCUUGGAAUACAUUGCGCAGUGCCGCGAGACUGGAUUUCAUCCGCAUCCCAAUGAUCCGCCAUUGUUUAUGGAUGCACAGCAUAUAAAGGUCGAUGCGCAGUCAAAGAUUAAGGUCAUCGACUUGCGCAGAUAAUAUGCUGAGUGCUUCAUCUAGAGCUAAAGGCUUCACUUAUUCGCUACCAGCAGCACAUUUCAAAUGCCGAACCCAAUGCAAAGCAUCGGAAAACAACCAAAUUGCUAGUAUAUUGCAAAAAGUUUAUUUGAGUAGCGUUAGCAAUUAAUAUGCAACGCACUAAAGUGAUAAAUUCUAUUCUUUUAACAUUCAGAAAUUCGUGUGUGUACUUGUACCUUGAAGAGUGUGCAAAAAUUGAAGAUUUUACUAUGUAGUACUUUAUAUUUAUACUAAUUAUAUAGCAGGCAUUUAUAUUAUAACUAAUUAUUUUGAGAUUCUUGUCACUAUGCAUUCGAAUUUUAAAGUCUGCUUUUCUUAAACUUAUUUUAUGUGAUUUACAACAGUGGCUUAAACCUUGUUUAAACUAAUUUUACCUACAGCUAUUUAAUACGUGCAAUUCAAUCUGGCAAUGCAAUGAAUGCUAUGCACGCAACACCUAUUCUACACUUAAUAUUGUUACUAUAUUUUUGGCUAAUAAUUAAUAUGUUAAUGAAAAUGAAACAAAGAAAACAUGUUAUUUAUGCU